GCCGCGUCCCCGCCCCUCCGCCAUGGCCGAUGUGGAGGACGGGGACGAGCCCGGCGCCCCCCACUUGCACUCGGGCUCUGCGGGCUCCAAGGCGGGCGCCCCCGACAAGAUGUUCUCGCUGAAGAAGUGGAACGCGGUGGCCAUGUGGAGCUGGGAUGUGGAGUGCGACACCUGCGCCAUUUGCCGGGUGCAGGUUAUGGAUGCCUGUCUUAGAUGUCAAGCUGAAAACAAACAAGAAGAUUGUGUUGUGGUUUGGGGAGAGUGCAAUCAUUCCUUCCACAAUUGCUGCAUGUCCUUGUGGGUGAAACAGAAUAAUCGCUGUCCCCUCUGCCAGCAGGACUGGGUAGUCCAGAGAAUAGGCAAAUAAAACCACUGGAAUGUUU
Messenger RNA from Colius striatus (speckled mousebird), 383 nucleotides. It is a transcript of the gene RNF7, whose product is annotated as ring finger protein 7. The record is from RefSeq and is a predicted model, not a curated record. Gene Ontology annotation, molecular function: ubiquitin protein ligase activity; zinc ion binding; cullin family protein binding. Gene Ontology annotation, biological process: ubiquitin-dependent protein catabolic process; protein ubiquitination. NCBI's taxonomy places the organism in Eukaryota, Metazoa, Chordata, Aves, Coliiformes, Coliidae. The transcript has 3 exons. Gene Ontology annotation, cellular component: nucleus; Cul5-RING ubiquitin ligase complex. The coding region runs from base 23 to 367 and encodes 114 amino acids.